UCGAUUUGGGAAGCUUAAUCCACUGCUGGGAGCUGGCGAUCAACUUAAAACUUGUGCCAUACGCGCGUGAUAGAAACAGAAAACCGUUACCUUGAAGAAGGCAUGGAAUUUAUUUCAUUUUUCAUGUUCAUAGCCUGGAAUGCAUUAUUGACUAACUUCACUUUUGGAAAAGAGCGAGAUCGCACAAUGGUGUUUCCAGAUUACUUCUUCUUUGCUGAAAGACGUUUGGUAAACCAUGUAGUCGAAACUAAACACGUCAAAGACUUGGACCACUGUGAACUUUUCUGCUACAUGAACGACAACUGCGUCAGUGCUAACUUCAAAAAAGAGCCAGAGACUGGAGGAAUCGCUUAUAUCUGUGAACUGAAUAACGCCACUCAUCUUGAAAAUGAUACUGACCUGAUAAUUGAUGCUGAUUUUUAUUAUCGAGGCUCAAAGAACGCGUGCGGUAAAAGCCCACUUUGUCAAAAUAAUGCAACUUGUCAAUCCGGUUUCACAAUCAAGGGAUAUCGAUGCUCGUGCUCUCCUGGAUUCGAAGGAGAACAUUGCGAAAAAGAUAUUGAUGAAUGCCAAAAAAAUACUCACGAUUGUCACCUGAACGCUACUUGUCAAAACACAAAUGGAUCCUUUGUGUGCACCUGUUUAUUUGGAUUUAACGGAGAUGGACGGAGCUGCACAGCCGAUCCGUGCCAUAAUUACAGAAACCUGAGCGAGGCUGACAGAAAGAGCACUUACAACACACCCGACGGUCAAGGAAAAUGUGACGACGAAUCCUCAUCCAUAAUAUUCGGGGAAUGGUAUCGUUUUGUGGGAGAUGCAGGAACAAAAAUGCCAACCCAGUGCGUACCGGGUUAUAGAUGUGGUACGGACUACUCAGGCUGGCUAAAAGGUGGUCACCCCACACUGGCAGAUGGUGAGGUUUCUUCAGAGGUCUGCUUUACCAGAGGUGGAGAUUGUUGCAAGAAAUCAAACAACAUUAAAGUGAAAGACUGCGGAUCCUACUUUAUUUACAAACUGCUAAAGGUACCUGGUUGUAAUCUGCGCUACUGUGGCACAGACUAAAUGCUAUAAGCAAGUUAUUCUGCAAAGUGAAAGGAUUCACAAAUCGAUUUAUUGGCACGCACAUGUACAUCAAUGAUAACAGGGACUUAAAAUAUUUCAUAUGAUCCACUUUUUAUGAUUAGUGUUAAACAGUGAGUAGUUUCAACACAAGAGUACCUUUGGACUGCUUAGUUUGAUCUUCCAGGUAAGAGUGCUCCUGAGAAGUUGUGACUGCAAGUAAUCAGUAAUAGUGACUGACGUUUCUAUAACCUUAGCGGAAAUCAUCAUCAGAGUCGACUGAACAAUAGUUGUU
This is a messenger RNA of Pocillopora verrucosa, 1354 nucleotides long. The record is from RefSeq and is a predicted model, not a curated record. NCBI's taxonomy places the organism in Eukaryota, Metazoa, Cnidaria, Anthozoa, Scleractinia, Pocilloporidae.